Molecule: messenger RNA, 1719 nt
Organism: Anopheles marshallii
Lineage: Eukaryota; Metazoa; Arthropoda; Insecta; Diptera; Culicidae
Product: protein brambleberry-like
Exons: 3
Coding region: 1-1719 (572 amino acids)
Source: RefSeq, a predicted model, not a curated record
AUGUUGGUGAACAGCCAAAGUACGGUUUCUAUCAUUCUUUUACUGCUGAUCACAGGCUUUAAGCCAUCCACCACUUCAUUUCUUGAAUAUAUAUGGCCAACAGAAGAGAAUGGCGAUGCUUCAACGGCUGUGGAUUCUUUUCCUUCGGUACCGUACGAAUUAACCGAUGGUGAAGAAAACUUUAUCCGAGAAGCUUCUAAAUGGAUUGGUACGCACCUUUCCAAGCUGGACCUCUGCCAUCAUCGUAUUAUUUUGAAGUUGAAAAAAUCCUGCCACGAGUUAAACGCCGAACAGCUGGGGAAACUUUCCGUGUGGCUGCUCAACUGUCAGUCCGAUUCGGAAGGUCGUUCGAUGUUUCCCUGCUUGGAUGAAAUGUCUUUAAGCCAGUGUACCGAACGGAUGGAUCCUAAUACGUGGAACGCGUAUCAUCUGAUCACGAACCGUGCGAAGGCGGUUUGUGCUAGCGUACGGCACGAACAGUUCCGUGGACUUACCGAGCUGACGGUGAAUAAGCUCAUGACUACGGCCCACGAGCAGGUACGGCUGAUGGACGAACUUGCAGAGCGUCAGCAAAAGUUGCAAACAGUCUCAAAGCAAGUGGUUGACGAUAUGGAAGGCAAAAAUGAACGAAUAAUGCAACAACAGGGCGAUAUAAUGAAGCUAUCCGAGGUGCACCGUGCGAAGGUUGAGUCAAAUUAUCGUGAUUUGUUGCGUGAAAAGGGUCUCAUAAAGGCUGGCCAACAAGAAGUCGCAUUACUGUUGACCGAUCUACGCAAUCGUAUCGAUGAUAGCAUGGCCCAGUUGGAAGUACAAUCGAAGCAAAGCAAAGUGAACCACAACUCACUUCUAGCCGAUCUGGAACGAUUGCAAGCGAAUGCGGCUGAAAUAGCGGCCAAGAUAGAACAAACUGGAGUUCACUUUACACAGCAUUAUCGUGCAGUAGAAGAGCAGUACCGGUACACAUUGGAGCAGGUGCAACGCAUUAACGCCACCGUAGUCAAUAUGCUCGAGUCGCUCAAAAACCUGCAGCAAGAUUUUAACCGUCAGUUAGCAUGGCUGGUGGAAAAGAUCGGUGGUAGCGAAAACAUUCUCUCGAAGCUAAAUGUAAUCCUCAUGCACCUGGGCUACCUACUGCUGGGUAUGAUUUGUCUUGCAUUUGUCGGUGCGGACAAACUGUUACGCGUUGUAUUUAUUGUUGCCGUACCGGGGAAUCUGUUCGGCGGAUUGUUGGAACUAUUCGAACCGGAUUUGCUACGGCUAACGAUUGGAUUGGGAUGUGUAGCUGUGGUAGAUUUGUUGACACGCUCGGUUAUUAAAUUCAUUGCAUUGCGUGAUUCUUCAGCGGCAACAGCAGCAGCAGCAGCAGUAGAAACGCCAAAAUAUAGCAAUCGUAAUACAAACGAACACAACUCUCCCUCACGAUCACGUCCCACCGAGGAAAGUGAUGAAGAAGCCGAUGAAGUGUACGAUCAUGGUUCGACGCAACGUAGGAAAAGUGUCACAAGGGAACAGUCGACCAGCUCCACCGCUUUGGGUUCCGUCCGACGUAGUGUUUCACGGUUUGCCGAUGACUUUCGUAGACGUAGUGUAACCCCACUGGAGGCAUCAUUUGGCGAGCGCCAGCACUGUACCGCUAUAACGCUUCGAGGUGACCGUUGUCGAGGUUUUGCACUGGCUGGUACAGAGUUUUGCCGCCUGCACGAACCCAGAGGUUUGUGA